Molecule: messenger RNA, 1083 nt
Organism: Sesamum indicum (sesame)
Lineage: Eukaryota; Viridiplantae; Streptophyta; Magnoliopsida; Lamiales; Pedaliaceae
Source: RefSeq, a predicted model, not a curated record
AUGGCCUCAUUUUCGAUAGGACUCAAUGGAAAACCACACGGGUUCUUUGCUGGAGCAAGAGGACUACGACAGGGUGAUCCUCUAUGUCCAUACCUUUUCGUGCUGGUUAUGGAAGUUCUGCACUUAGGAUUCCUACAGCUUAUUGAACAAGAUUUGCAGUUUUCCUUUCACUGGAAGUGUGAGCCUGCAAGGGUCUUUCAACUGGGAUUUGCAGACGACAUACUUCUUUUCUGCAAAGCUGAUAUAGACUCAAUCAGAGUUUUCAAAGUGGGACUUGAUCGUUUCGCAAAGUGGUCGGGUCUCCGGUUGAAUGUGCAAAAAAGUCACUUAAUUAUCUCCCGAUCCGCUCAAGAAUGGAAAGAUCAGAUGUUGGCGGUCUUGGGCUUUCAAGAAGGGCACCUCCCGAUAAGGUACCUGGGUCUUCCUCUGAUUUCAUCUAGAUUGACUAUUGCUGACUUUAUACUUCCUAAGAAAAUUAUGAAGGAAAUUGAGAAGAGGAUGAGAAACUUCCUAUGGAAAGGCACUACGACUAGUGGCUACGCCAAGGUAGCAUGGAUUGAUGUGUGCAGACCGGUGGAAGAGGGGGGACUUGGAUUCAAGAACAUUACAAGCUUGAACAAGGCAUUAAUGAGUAAAAAGCUUUGUGAUGUUAUCCGAUGUGACCGGACCUCAAUAUGGGUGCAGUGGCUCUACCAUGAUCGGCUACGUGACACAUCUAUUUGGACGAUUCAAGACCACGGAGGCUCUUGGGGAUGGAGGAAAUUACUACGUCUCCGUCCUUUUCUACGCUCUAGUGUGGAUUAUCAGAUUGGAAACGGAGCUACUUUCUAUAUUUGGCAGGACCCAUGGCAUCACCUCGAACCACUCAUUGAGCGAUUUCCACGGGGCCCGAGAUUACUUGGUAUUAACGAAUCGACAAGCUCAGUUAUGUUAUUCCAGAGGGAGAGUGGCAUUGGCCUCCCAUUACAGAUUUUGAGUGUUUGGAGAUCACCCACACCUUGCCACAGAUUUGUGGAGGAGCGGACAGGGUUGUUUGGAGAUUUGACAAAGGACAACCCACAACACAGGCCCUCUACAAAUUAA